AUGGCCAAAAAUGAUGAUACAGAAACCAAAAAGUACCAAAAAGAAGUUGAAAAUUUGUUGGAAAAACGAGAAAAACUGACGAAAAGUGUCGAUUUUAUUGUGUCAUCGAUUGCCAAAGACAAAAGUGACAUGAUGGAUGAACGAAGACCUAUUACUGAUUUGGAUUGUCAUGAUAAGGUGGUCAAGAGCUUCCACAGGUUGUGCUACAAUAUGGGCAAGGUAAAAUUUGUUUUUCAUUUGGGGGUUGUUUUUUUGUUCUGUAAAGAAAGUCCUUGCUAUUUUAUGAUAUGGAAACAAAGUUCUUGCCAUUUGUUGUUUUUUAAAGAAAGUUUUUGCCAUUUCUUCCUUUGUAAAGAAAGUUCUUGCUAUUUUUUGUUUUGUAAAGAAAGUUUUUGCUAUUUUAUGAUAUGGAAACAAAGUUCUUGCCAUUUGUUGUUUUUUAAAGAAAGUUUUUGCCAUUUCUUCCUUUGUAAAGAAAGUGCUUGCUAUUUUUUGUUUUGUAAAGAAAGUUUUUGCCAGACAAGUUAUACGAUAAACGUUCUUUUUCAGAACCCCUUCUUGGGCACGUUGAGUCACAAGGUUGUCAACCUGUGCCACAUCCUACCAGCUGAAGAAAUUGUACUUCAAUUUGAACUUCUUUGCCGUGGCAUUACACUUGACAACGUUCUGUAA
This is a messenger RNA of Bursaphelenchus okinawaensis, 672 nucleotides long. The record is from the annotation of a GenBank genome assembly. Lineage: Eukaryota; Metazoa; Nematoda; Chromadorea; Rhabditida; Aphelenchoididae.